Molecule: messenger RNA, 1689 nt
Organism: Aedes albopictus (Asian tiger mosquito)
Lineage: Eukaryota; Metazoa; Arthropoda; Insecta; Diptera; Culicidae
Product: facilitated trehalose transporter Tret1-like
Exons: 2
Coding region: 1-1428 (475 amino acids)
Biological process (GO): transmembrane transport
Cellular component (GO): membrane
Molecular function (GO): transmembrane transporter activity
Source: RefSeq, a predicted model, not a curated record
AUGACAUUAAUUCAACUUCUUGUAAUUCAUAGAAACGAAUUUGUAGCAGCAUUGGGAGUUGCUUCCUCUGCCUUCAUGAUAAUACUCUGCAUGAGCUGGAGCUCGCCGGCUCUUCCUAAACUGCAAGCAUGGGACUCCCCCAUCCCGAUCACAGCCGACGAAGGAUCGUGGCUUGUGUCGACGCUUUCGAUUGGGCUGAUGUUGGGCCCACUGAUCACAGCUGUUGCUGCUGAUCGUAUCGGCCGAAAGCGAACCCUGCUGUGUUCGGCCGUUCCCAUUGCGGUAGGAUGGUUGUUCAUGGCCUUUGGCAAUUCCGUAGGAUUCCUGUAUACGGCCCGGUUCCUGUUUGGUCUGUCGGUCGGAACAUCGUUCGCCGUCAGUCCAAUGUAUUUGGGCGAGAUCUGCUCGCAAACCAUCCGUGGAUCUGCGGUCUCGCUGACUGGUUUUGUGGGAAAGUUGGCGUUCAUCGUGAUGUAUGGCAUUGGUCCAAUGGUUGAUUUCAGAACUCUGGCGUGGAUUGGUAUGAGCGGACCAGUCGUAUUUACUCUGUUCUUCAUGUGGUUACCUGAGUCACCAUACUAUUUGCUGAGCAAAGGGAAAGAUGCGGAAGCUGAAAAAAGCUUGAGUUGGCUCCGACGCAGCAGUUGUGUAACCAAAGAACUAGCCGCAAUGAAAGUGUUCCUUCAACAGUCGAAAGAUUACCAAGGUUCGUUCAAGCAACUGUUCGCCCGUCAAUACCGCAAAAACCUUCGAAUCAUCGGUAUUUUGCUAUUUUGCACAACGUGUACCGGUGUAACCAUGAUACUAGCCUACGCUCAAACGAUUUUUAUGAAAAUUUCCAGCGAUCUUGAUCCCGAAGAGAUGUCCCUAGUUCUUGGAAUCAUCCAAGCUCUAGCCACUGGGAUCGCCGUCCUGCUUAUUGAUCGCGUCGGUCGCCGACCGUUGGUGCUGUUCUCAUUAGUUGGAAUCACUCUAGGACUUGUGCUGACAAGUGCCUAUUUUGCGACCGCCUCAGAAAACAGCUCGCCCGCCUUGGGUUGGAUGGUGUUCAUAGCGUUGCUUCUGACUGUGAUAUCGUUCGAUGUGGGUUUGUUCGUGAUUCCCUCCAUAUACCAUGCAGAAGUACUGCCUAAACCAAUUCGAGCGUACGCCAACGCCGCCAGCACUAUUGGACACGGUGCAAUACAGUUUGUGAAUUUAAAGCUGUUCCAGGUUUUGACGGAUAGUGCUGGAGCCUAUGUGCCUUUCGCGCUGUACAGUAUGGCUGGAGUUGUUGGCGGUGUUUUGUCGUAUGUGUACAUCCCGGAAACUAAAGGACAAUCUUUGGAAGAAAUUGAACGAAUGGUUGCUGAGGGUCGAGUAAAAUCAGUUAAGCCAGUCAGUGAUGACAAACUGUUUCAAGACAAAAUAAACAAAUUUGCGCUGUGAUGAAAUUUGAAUUCGUUUGAUAAUGUGCAAAAAAUGAGUGAUGACUGUUUUGACUGAACGAUACUUUUAUCAUGCAGAACAAGAUUUGAUCUGUAUUGAAGAAACAUCUGCCGAAUAAUAUAAUCAAUUAAACGUUCGACCGAAGCGACCUAGUUAUUGAGGGACAAGGUUGAGGCUACACUAUCUUUAUCAAACCACACUGUGUCGACAUGUGAUAAGAUUCGGAAGAGGCUUGUACAUAUUUUCAUUUAAAAUGCUUUG